GUGGUUUACUUCAGGGGCGGAAAGCGGGAAGACGCAUGCACAGCAACCGGGUAAACUCUGGCUGGCCUCUCUUUUCAUCUGAUCCUGUUUAACCACCACCUUCCUUUCUGAGUAAUAACUCGAAUACUACAGCAACGGGAACAAAAAGAGGGGCUGUUUUCUUCUUGGCACGCCACCGUCCAUCUCAACACCGAAUUAGGCAACGACAUUCACAUUCUCUUUUCACCACCACGCCUAAGCCGCAACAGAAACUAAAGAAACAAAAUUCUCCAACCCACAAACUCUAGCCAAGAAUUCACACUGCAAUCACAAAAAGAGAAUGGCGACCGCACCCAGCACCGUCCGCUACUCAACAGCCAACGUAGCCAACGACUCGGCAGCCCAGUCCUUCGCCUGGGAAGAAGGCAUCCCCGUAAACAAGUUCUGGGACAGCCUCAGCUUCUGCACCAGCCGCAACUUCCUGCGCAACUUCUCCGCGGCCGAACUCGCCGCGCUGCCCAUCGACGCCGCCAGCAGCGCGCCCGACACGGAAAAGCUCGAGCUGCUCCUCCGCCUCCUCGAAACAAAGCUCUCACACAACGACGUCAACAUCACUGAUGAUGAUGACGAUAAUAAAUUCGACUGCUGGAACGAUACAUGUCUAGCUAUGGCAUCGAUCCAGUCCGAGCUCGGCCGGCUGGACGCCGCCGAGACGACCAUCCGCGCCAUGGCCGCCGCGCGCCGUGAUAAAACAAACCUGUCGCCGCUGCACAUGCUCGCCGACCACCUCGUCAAGAUUCGCAAGUUCGCCGAGGCCGAGGCCACGGAGCGGCCUGUCGUGCAGUGGAUGGACGCGCAUCCCCGGUUGGGGAAGGACUCGCCGCAGGCGCUCAGCGCGCGCCGGGUCCUUGUGCGUGCGCUUUGGGGGUUGGGGUGUAGGCAUGCGGAGGCUGAAGGGAUGGUGCGGGAGAUUAGGGAGAUUGUGGAGGGCAUGGGGGAGGGCAGGUUUGGGGUGUAUCAGCAGGAGGAGGGGGAGUUGGUAGAGGAGUUGGUGGCGGGGCUUGGGAUGGAAGUGUGAGUAGAUGGGACUUGGUUUCUUGACUUGGGUUUUCCUUGUUGCUUGGAUUAUGACUAGGGCGAUGAUCACGAGGAAUCUGCUGCAUUGGGACUGGGGUGAGACUGUGGGAUGAGCUUGGUUGAGUAAAAGGUCUAUAUAGCCAGGUGCAAAGGUGUGGAUAUCGUGAAGUGGUGGAAACUCCGCCUGAAGUGGAAAGAGUACUCAUCAGUUUGAAUUCUAGGAUGGAUGGUCAAGGUCACCUACGUAAUUAGGCUACACAGAUUCCAGGGGGGUCAACAAGCCAAGGUGAAAAGCAACGAACAACUUCUACAGGUCCGCUAGGAAAAAGAACGAAUGAAGCACACCCCGCUAAGCGAAA
Molecule: messenger RNA, 1415 nt
Organism: Lasiosphaeria miniovina
Lineage: Eukaryota; Fungi; Ascomycota; Sordariomycetes; Sordariales; Lasiosphaeriaceae
Exons: 1
Coding region: 320-1057 (245 amino acids)
Molecular function (GO): protein binding
Source: RefSeq, a predicted model, not a curated record